AUGCAAAAUCAGACGUCGCUUCACCAACAACUUCAUACGGAUAUCGUGUACCUUUCGAUACGAUCCGUUCAGAAAUUUCUCAUUCCGGUCAUCUGCGUUUUGGGAUCCACCGGCAACAUUUUAGCUAUCCUUACAUUUCUGGGACGGACGUUACGGGAUAAAUCUUGCUGUAUAUACCUUGCGACCAAGUGCGUAUCGGAUACCCUAUUUUUGCUCAGUUUAUUCUUAGUGUGGCUUGCCCGUGUCGACAUGCCAGUGUUUCAUCUUCAUGGGUUCUGUCAGAUUAUUAUCUUCGUGACGUAUAUAUGUGGAUUUCUAUCAGUUUGGAUCGUGGUUUUAAUAACUUUAGAAAAUUAUAUUCGAAUUUCACACCCGGCAAGAGUGUCGCAGUUGUGUUCGGCAGAAAAGGCCAAGUAUGUGAUCUUAGUGCUUGUUACGGUUUCGAUUUUUGUGUAUCAUUUUCCCUUAUGGACAACUGGAAUAAUAAGCGGAAACGGUACGGAGGGAAGUUGCUCGUCCAUAGAAAAAUACACAGACAUCAACCAGGGGUUAACGUACGCCGAUACAAUAUUAACCCUUGUAUUACCCUCGGUGUUAAUCGUUGUAUUAAUGAUCGCCAUUUUGUGCAGUGUAUAUGAAGCUUACAAACGUCAAGAACGCAAAUCGCCGCAUGGUCGGAUCACUAAAAUGUUGUUCGCCGUAUCGACUGUGUUUAUAUUUUUUCAUACUCCGAGUCAUGCGAUCCGACUACGACUUUUGAUCUUACAGUUUUUAAACGAAGAUAUCAACCCUGUAGAAGAGUUGAAAUUGCAAAGGAUUUUUGAAUUGAUUUAUUACAGUAAUUUUUCAACCAACUGCAUUAUCUAUGUCGCCUUUGGAAAAACAUUUAGAGAUAUAUUUCGUCAUAUUUUCUGCAAAUCGAAGUUGUGUUGUUUUUACCAGUCUAAAACUAGUCCCGAACAUCCCAGGUAUGGUAGUCUCUUUCCUCCAGAAAGUACUUAUGAAAAGGAGACGGAAACUAUAUGUCUACAAUCUGUUGACGAGCUGUGUGAUAAACGAAUAGCCGUAGUAAUUCCUGUGUCGUAG
This is a messenger RNA of Lottia gigantea (owl limpet), 1086 nucleotides long. RefSeq lists its product as hypothetical. Gene Ontology annotation, biological process: G protein-coupled receptor signaling pathway. The transcript has 2 exons. Gene Ontology annotation, molecular function: G protein-coupled receptor activity. The coding region runs from base 1 to 1086 and encodes 361 amino acids. The record is from RefSeq and is a predicted model, not a curated record. Lineage: Eukaryota; Metazoa; Mollusca; Gastropoda; Lottiidae. Gene Ontology annotation, cellular component: plasma membrane.